UUGGAGAUAGCAACAAGUAACACACGUAAAAUAUAAUAAGUACUGCUGAAACUAGAAUUAUAUAAGUGGGACUUUGAUAUAAGGAAUGGCUAGUAUUACGUUCAAGAAUCGGCCCACCCAGGUGCUGCACACCUAUCAGGUGUGGCGAUUUGGCAGCAAUGUGAACGACAAGAGCUUGGACUACUGCCAUCCCGAUAAGUCGGUGGACAAGUUCCAUGCCAGCUUGACCCGCGGCGAGAAGGGACUGUUCCUGGUCAACGAGAGUCGUCACGGAAGCGUCUCCGUGAAUGGAGAACGGGUUGGAGGUCCAGUACUGAUCACCUAUCGAGAUGCCAUCAAUGGCAUUGUGAAGCUGCGAUUUGGCCGUGUCGAGGGAUAUCUCCGCGUAUCGGGAAGCAUUACUGGAUAGAUCAGUUUUUUAAAUCGUUUGUUUCUAUUUGUACCGGAAUGUGCAUUAUAAU
Drosophila subpulchrella is the source of this 461-nucleotide messenger RNA. RefSeq lists its product as uncharacterized. The coding region runs from base 86 to 409 and encodes 107 amino acids. Lineage: Eukaryota; Metazoa; Arthropoda; Insecta; Diptera; Drosophilidae. The record is from RefSeq and is a predicted model, not a curated record. The transcript is spliced from 2 exons. Gene Ontology annotation, molecular function: protein binding.